AUGUUCUCGAACCUCCGCACUCCCGUGGGCGCACCCGCUCCGAAUAUGUUCUCGCACCUGGUCUCCAACACGGGCGCUGUGCCUGAUCAGAGCGAGGCAAACGCUCACCUACAGCUUCUUGAGGAUAAUCUUCCCAGGACGAUGAUCUCUGGCUCAGUCCCCAUUAUCACCGCGGAAGUGAUGCAAGAGCUUCCUGAAGCCAACCGCCCGCCCCAAUACGGUCUGUUGGCUUCCGACAUCGCAGUUGGGCCGUUGCAGCCCUUCAACCCUCGCGACGCACUGAAAUCUCGUGUUUUCUACAACGUGGCCGACCCGACGAGCACCUUCAUCUGUGGCAGCCAAGGCUCAGGCAAGAGUCACACUCUGAGUACCAUCCUGGAGAACUGCCUCCUGCCUUGCCCCGCGAACCAGCUCCCGCGACCUCUCUCUGGGCUCGUAUUCCACUACGAUACCUUCAUUUCCAACACUGGAGGUAUGCCUUGUGAGGCAGCAUUCCUCUCCAGUCACCAGGGAGUGAGUGUGCGAGUCCUCUGCGCACCGUCAAACUAUUUCAACAUCAAGGUAUUUUCCCCGCCCGUCAGUUACAACACAUCCGCUCACUCAUUUCCACAGCGCAUUUACAGUGGCCUUCCCAAUGUGGCCGUCGAAAGGCUACGCAUCAACCAAGCCGACUUGAACACCCAGAGAAUGCUGGACUUGAUGGCGGUCAGCUCUGUCAAAGGAGGCAGCCUUCCCCUGUACCUUCACGUCGUGAGUCGCAUUUUGCGCGACAUGAGAAUUAAACAACAAUCGAACAACUCGACGUUUGAUUACACUGACUUCAAAGCGCUGGUCAGCAGAGAAGAUCUGAAAGAGGGCCAGAUGGUCCCUUUACAACAGCGACUGGAAACUCUGGAGAGUUUCAUGGUUCCGGCUCAAACCUCCACCAAGUUCAGAUCCGCGGGUCAAGGUAUCAGUUGGGCGCUCAAGGCUGGUCAACUUACCAUCGUCGAUCUCUCCUGCCCUUGCGUCACCGCCGAGGCGGCCUGCUCCCUCUUCAACAUCUGUCUCAGCCUCUUCCUCGAGCAAAAGGGCACCGUCGGUCGCAUCGUGGCUCUUGACGAGGCACACAAGUAUAUGACGGAAAGCUGUGACAGUCAGACUCUGACCGAGUCACUUCUUUCCGUCAUCCGGCUUCAGCGUCAUCUUGGAACGAGAGUGAUUCUUUCCACACAGGAGCCCACGAUUUCGCCCAAACUCCUUGACCUUUGCUCCACGGUUAUUGUGCAUCGGUUCACAUCGCCCGCUUGGUUCAUUGUUUUACAGAAGCAUUUGGCUGGUGUCGGUGCAGAUGCCUCUGACCUUAUGUCACACAUUGUCGACUUGAAGACUGGCGAGGCAUUGCUGUUUUGUCCAAGCGCCAUGGUCAGCGUUUCUCAUUCACAUGUUUCCGAGCAGAUCGUGUUCCGCAGACUUGCAAACAGUCGCAUGAAGAUUCGCGUCUGA
This is a messenger RNA of Fusarium venenatum, 1485 nucleotides long. RefSeq lists its product as uncharacterized. NCBI's taxonomy places the organism in Eukaryota, Fungi, Ascomycota, Sordariomycetes, Hypocreales, Nectriaceae. The record is from RefSeq and is a predicted model, not a curated record.